Colletotrichum higginsianum IMI 349063 is the source of this 1176-nucleotide messenger RNA. RefSeq names its product Nuclear pore protein-like protein. The transcript has 4 exons. Lineage: Eukaryota; Fungi; Ascomycota; Sordariomycetes; Glomerellales; Glomerellaceae. The record is from RefSeq and is a predicted model, not a curated record. The coding region runs from base 1 to 1176 and encodes 391 amino acids.
AUGGCCGACGAGGUCUUCCACACAAUCGACCCCAACGGAGACGUGUUGCUCAUCCUCCGCAGCCCAAACGCGCCGUUUGCGGUUUGGAAUGUAGACAAGGGAACCGAAUCUCUUGCGUCAAAGCGGAUAGGCUGGGAACAGGCUGUCUCGGAGUCCUUCGACCCUCCACCGCCGACGGAUGAUCUAGACGGAUCGGAUUUUGCAACCCACAGCAUCUCGACGAAGAAAAUGAAGAAGGGGAAGAAGAUGAAGAAGAAACCAGGGGGCCGUGAUUCGUCGCUCUGCAUCACCAUGGCAUCGGGCUCGACCUCGACGGAUGCCCUGUCCUGGUCCCAGAAUGAGUCGCAGCAGCUAUCAGAAGCUGAACCGCCCGGCCCGCCGCCCCCAGACCCGCCCGCAGACCCAGAGGAAGAGCCCGCAGAGUCAGGAAAAGAGACCGAGAUCAAAUAUCUCGUCUCGUCGCGGCAUCUUACGCUGGCAUCAACCAAAUUUGAAGCCGAGUUUAAAGGUCCUUGGAUGGAAGGCUCCGUGAAAAACAUCGACGGCCAUUACCCCAUCAACGCGUCGGACUGGGACCCUGAUGCACUUCUAAUAUUGAUGCGCGUCUUCCACGGGCAAACGAGAAGUGUUCCACGUCAUAUUGGUCUUGAGAUGCUGGCAAAGAUUGCUGUUCUUGUCGACUAUUACGACUCUCCCGAGGUUGUUGAAGUUUUUGCAAACAUUUGGAUUGGUGCGCUCAAGAACAAGCUUCCCACCCAAUACGGCCGAGACAUGGUCCUGUGGCUCCUCAUUUCACACGUUUUUCAACAAGACGACGUCUUCUCCCAAAUGACCAAGAUAGCGGUCAUCCAAAGCACGGAGCCGUUGCCGACCUUGGAGCUUCCGAUUCCGUCGAUCGUAACUGACCUGAUCGACUGGCAGAGACAAGAGGCAGUCGAUUUCAUAUUCAAGACUCUUCAGACCCUCUUGGAGGCUUUCCGUAAGGGGUCGUCUGGAUGCAGCUUUGAAUGUUCCAGCAUGCUCCUCGGGGCCUUAACCAAGGAAAUGGAUAGGCACAAGUUGUUGAAUCCAGUCCCGAAGGAGCCAUGCACAGGGUACUCUAUUCUCGACACCGAGAAGAUGACGCUGACCCAGAAACGAAGCCCCAAGACGGAAGACAAGAAGGAGAAUGCUUAG